AUUCGGUGUUUUUUUUCCAGGAGGGAAACUUCGCAAGGUUUUGUCCCGAGUCAGAUACGGUUGCCACUUUAAAAAAUAAAAAGCAAAAGGUUUAUAAAGUCAUAUACAUUUUUAAUCACAAAGAAGGAGCCACAAGUCAUGUCUGGCAUAGCCUUGAGCAGACUCGCCCAGGAGCGCAAGGCCUGGCGGAAAGACCAUCCUUUCGGCUUUGUUGCCGUGCCAACCAAAAACCCAGAUGGAACCAUGAAUCUGAUGAACUGGGAGUGCGCCAUUCCUGGGAAAAAAGGGACCCCAUGGGAGGGUGGCUUGUUUAAACUGCGGAUGCUUUUUAAGGACGACUACCCUUCGUCUCCUCCCAAGUGUAAAUUUGAGCCCCCGUUAUUCCACCCCAAUGUUUACCCCUCGGGUACAGUGUGCCUCUCCAUUUUAGAGGAGGACAAAGACUGGAGGCCGGCCAUCACUAUCAAGCAGAUCCUGUUAGGAAUCCAAGAACUCCUGAAUGAACCCAACAUCCAGGAUCCCGCCCAGGCAGAGGCCUACACCAUUUACUGCCAGAACAGAGUAGAAUAUGAAAAACGGGUCCGAGCACAAGCCAAAAAAUUCUCCCCAUGAAGCGUCAAAAAACAUCCUCAUGAAAGAAUGGAAGGAACCGGUCGGCAAGGUGGUGUUUUUUUACUUUUUUUUUUUUUUUUCUCCCUAUUUUCCCAAAAAUAAUAUCCUUCACGUACUUACUUUUCGCACAUACUUUUACAGGACUUAUUUAAAUCUGAAUCUGUGCUGCCGUUUCUGAUCCUUAGCCGUAAUGUGUCGUGUGCGUGUGUGUGCGUGUGUGUGCGUGUGUGUGCGUGUG
This is a messenger RNA of Conger conger (European conger), 850 nucleotides long. RefSeq names its product SUMO-conjugating enzyme UBC9-B. The coding region runs from base 139 to 612 and encodes 157 amino acids. Gene Ontology annotation, molecular function: SUMO conjugating enzyme activity. NCBI's taxonomy places the organism in Eukaryota, Metazoa, Chordata, Actinopteri, Anguilliformes, Congridae. The transcript is spliced from 7 exons. Gene Ontology annotation, biological process: protein sumoylation. Gene Ontology annotation, cellular component: nucleus. The record is from RefSeq and is a predicted model, not a curated record.